Messenger RNA from Oncorhynchus nerka (sockeye salmon), 3675 nucleotides. RefSeq names its product potassium channel subfamily K member 1-like. Gene Ontology annotation, biological process: stabilization of membrane potential; potassium ion transmembrane transport. Bases 224 to 1216 code for a protein of 330 amino acids. Lineage: Eukaryota; Metazoa; Chordata; Actinopteri; Salmoniformes; Salmonidae. The transcript has 3 exons. Gene Ontology annotation, cellular component: plasma membrane. Gene Ontology annotation, molecular function: potassium ion leak channel activity; outward rectifier potassium channel activity. The record is from RefSeq and is a predicted model, not a curated record.
ACCAACGACGUCACGCGUCCCGUCCUCAGGACAGGUCGCGCGUCACCUUGACAAGGGUUGUAUCGUGGAAUGAGGAAAAGAAGAUCACACCAUCUGGACAGAAUACUUUAAGAUAUUUAACUCUCAUCGAUAACAACUAUCAGCAAUGUGAAAAUUAGACAUCAUAAAUUGACCGCAUCACAGAAUUUGAAAGAAACAGUUAUAAGUCAGGUCCAGUUUCAGAAUGUACCGCCAGUGCGCGAGUCUGGUGGAACGACACCGGUCAGAGCUGAGUUUCGCAUUGCUGUUGUCAGGCUAUGCGCUCUACCUGAUUCUUGGCGCGUGGAUCUUCUCCGCCGUUGAGCUUCCAUAUGAGCAACGGCUGCGCGAACAGCUGGAGACCGCCCGGCAAAAGUUUCUCUGGGACAACGCGUGCGUGUCUGACGAAAGGCUCGAGGAGCUUCUGACCCGCGCGCUGCAUGCCAAUAACUACGGCGUGUCGGUGCUCGGUAACGCUAGUGAAAACAACUGGGACUUCAUCUCCUCUCUGUUCUUUACCAGCACAGUUCUAACCACCACGGGCUAUGGUCACACUGUACCACUGUCAGAUGGAGGAAAGGCAUUCUGUGUGUUCUACUCUCUCCUCGGAAUCCCCGUCACUCUCCUCUUCCUCUCCGCCCUGGUACAAAGAAUUAUGGUCCUGGUGACGCGCCGACCUGUGGCGUACCUUCACCUGCGAUGGGGAGUGUCCAAACCAAAGUUUGCCGCUGUCCAUGCGGCAUGUCUAUCCGUUGUUGCAGCACUGCUCCUCUUCCUCCUACCAGCGGUAGUGUUCUGCAGGCUGGAGCCUCUAUGGAGCUACCUGGAGUCCCUCUACUUCUGCUUCAUCUCACUUACUACAAUUGGCCUAGGAGACUAUGUACCUGGAGAGACUCACAAUACCAUUCCCAACUCUCACCGCACGCUAUAUAAGCUGGCUAUUACACUGUACCUGUUGCUUGGCUUGGUCUGUCUGUUGGUGGUGGUGGAGACGUGUUGUGAGCUGCCACAGCUGAAGAGCUUCAGGAGGAGAUUCUACAGAGAAAAUAAUGCUCCAGAGUCAGAGACCAGAGACCAGGAGGAGUUUAGCAGCACAGAACAUGAUCAAAUGACUGACCACCUAACUGAUCAGCUGACCUUCUCCUCAGUGUCCGCCCAGGCUGCCUCCCUCCGCCAGGACAACACAACAUGGCAAUAGCAUAAAAUAGAUACUUCACUGUGUAUUGAUGAGAAUGGAAAUGUGUCUUCUGCCUUAUGCCCCUCCUCCCACACACACACAACCACACACAUGCACACGCACCCACACACGUUGAGAUGCAGCCACAGUGCAGCGGGAGCCAUUGUGGGGGGUUAAAAUGUCUUGCUCAAGGGAUUGUAUAUAGGAUCAGAAACCAGCAGCCUUCCAUCUGCCAGUUCAGUUCCAUUCCCAUUUUUGUGUCGCCUGGUCCGGGGUUUGGACCAACAACCUCCCAGCUGUUGGGCACGUUCUUUUUGCAUCGCCUGGUGCUUGGGUUGGGCGGAGAUUGUACAUUUUAAAGUAGACCAUUCCAAUGGUUCUAAAGUGAAUUCUCCACCAACUAGACAAUGCAAAACAAGUGCACCCAUAAAGUGUGUGUAUAUGUGUGUACGUGUGUGUGUGUGUGUGUGUGUGGGGGGGGGGGGGGUAUUGUAUGCAUGCCACUGUCUUGUGAGCAGGAUGGUUUUGGGUGCUCUACACUUCCUCAUUCAAACAAAUUGUGUGGCUAACCAGUGUGUUGUGGGAUUGGCGAUUACUCUAGACCAGAAUCUCCCAAUCUCAGUCACUUUUUAAAAAAUAAAUCAAAAUAAAUUCAGGGAGCUGGCAUUUCAUGGGAGAUAGUCUCCCACAGCUAAAUAAUGCAAUUCAGUAAAGGUAUAGCUUGAGUGGUGGUGGCAUUGAUGGUACUAAAUGGUUAGAGCAUUGGACUAGUAACCGGAAGGUUGUGAGUUCAAACCCCCGAGCUGACAAGGUACAAGGUACAAGGUACCCCUGAACAGGCAGUUAACCCACUGUUCCCAGGCCGUCAUUGAAAAUAAAAAUCUGUUCUUAACUGACUUGCCUGGUUAAAUAAAGGCUAAAAAAAUAAUUAAUAAAAAAAAAUAAUAAUAAUAAUAAAAACAUCAGUCAGACAGGCCCGGAGUUUUGCAUCAGGCACCUCUGUGUCUGAAGUUCACAGCUACUCCUCUGUAGGUAGGCUGGAACAUCCACCACCAAAUGUGUAGUACCUACCUGGGUGAUGAUUCGGGAGAUAUAAGAGCCUGAGAGACCACCACACCACAGUCCACAUCCUUCCAGAAACAGGAGCAGGUGGAAUAAAAAGCCGGUGCUGUGUUGAUCAGGUGUUGAUGCAUUAUUCAAAUUAGAUUAGACAGCUGGCUAGCUAUAGCUAGCCAAGUCAAGUAAACAGAUUUGCCAUUGUCAGUCCUGCAAUUCCAGAGGUCACCAACAGAUAUUUUUGCUUAACCCUCAACUGGUUAUCAAAAACCCCCAAAAGUAUUUUAAAAAUGAAAAAUAUAUAUAAAAACACGUCACAAUUGCAAGAAAGAUGUAUAAUAUUUACAGAGCUCUAUGCCAAGGCUUCCUCACAGGUGAAAAGUGAUUGCACAUUUUGAAACCAUGCAGCCUACCGGGUGAGGGUUGGGGUGUGAGCCGCGUACCCUGUUCAAAGCGGCUGGCAAAGUCUGCUCAAAACAAAUUGUCGUAUGUAAAGCACGUGGAGAAGGGGGAGACCAAGGUUGGUUGUCACAGUGCUUAUAGAGAGCAAUGGUAAUGCCGUUUUUUUGUAGACACCAACUCUGCCAAGGCUCGUUGGCCAAGCCUAUCGGGAAAUUCAUUCGGCCUCAGAAAUUGCCCAAAUAAAUGCUUCAGAGUUCAAGUAACAGACACAUCUCAACAUCAACUGUCCUGAGGAGACUGUGAAUCAGGCUUUCAUGGUCAAAUUGCUGCAAAGAAGGCUGGAUGUUGUGCAAGAAUUAAAAGCCUAACUGACAGUGACAGGCUCACCAUUAAAUUCGUCAUCGUUCUUCUCGAAUCUGGACAUAAAACAUUAUAGAGGAAAGAUAGAUAUCGAUUUUUAGACAUGACAUGUAAUAUUUUCAGAUUUUAGUAUCCGUUUUUCAAAAUUUGAUGUUUUUUAAAGAUUUCUCACAAAAACAAGCUUACCAUUGUGAAAUGACAACUGAGCGUACCGCAAGCGUUCUAUUUUCAAUGCCUUUUACAUUUAACCUUUUACAUUUAAUUCAGUUCGUGUGAUGUUAAUUUAGCUUUUUGCGACCGCGGAAACAACUUUGCAGACGAACACCACAACAUGUAAAAUCCCCAAAAGUCGCUCUGUCAACAGGUCUCGGUGCUUGUUAUUGGAUGUAUGAAUCGUGACACAUGAAUCGCAGCAAAUUGGUUCCAUUUCAGCAUUGGUGUAAAGUACUCUAGUAAAAAUACUUUAAUACUAAUUAAGUCGUUUUUGGGGGUAUCUGUACAUUACUAUUUAUAUUUUUGACAGCUUUAACCUCACUACUUUUCUAAAGAAAACAAUGUACUUUUUACGCUAUAUGUUUUCCCUGACACCCAAAAGUACUCCUCCUGCUUUGUAAAUGAUAUCUGAGUGUUGUGUGCCCCUGGCUAUCUUUCAUUAAAAAGAA